Tripterygium wilfordii is the source of this 3092-nucleotide messenger RNA. RefSeq names its product disease resistance protein RUN1-like. Gene Ontology annotation, molecular function: ADP binding; protein binding. Bases 68 to 3076 code for a protein of 1002 amino acids. Lineage: Eukaryota; Viridiplantae; Streptophyta; Magnoliopsida; Celastrales; Celastraceae. The transcript has 6 exons. Gene Ontology annotation, biological process: defense response; signal transduction. The record is from RefSeq and is a predicted model, not a curated record.
AGCCUAGUUUUGAUCUGUGAAGUUACAUCUUUUUGGUUGAGCUUGCCCAAAGAAUAGUGAUCUAAUUAUGGCAGCUUCUUCUUCUUCAUCUUCUUCCCAAGGGAAGUACGAUGUUUUCAUUAGUUUCAGAGGGACGGACACUCGUGACAACAUUACCAGUCAUGUGUAUGCUGCUUUGUGUAGUGCAAGAAUUAAAACUUUCAUUGAUAAUGACCUCAGGAGAGGAGAUGAUGUUUCAGAUGCUCUUCUCAAGACGAUUGUGGAAUCAAAAAUCUCAGUUGUCAUUUUCUCCGAGAACUAUGCUUCUUCAAGAUGGUGCUUAGAUGAACUCACGAGAAUCAUGGAGUGUAACAAAGAAAAUGGACAAAUUAUUAUACCAGUCUUCUUCAAAGUGGGUCCAUCGCAUGUAAGAAACCAAUCAGGCCCUUUUGGACAAGCUUUAGCUCGGUAUGUAGGUCAUCCAAAGAUAGAAACAUGGAGGGAUGCUUUGACAAAAGCUGCUAAUUUAUCUGGAUGGGAUUCACAGGUCACAAGGCCUGAGGCUACGCUUAUUAAAAGUAUUGUGACAGAUGUUUUGGGCAAGCUUUAUUACAUUUCCUCAAGCAAUUUUGGUAAUCUUGUUGGAAUGAGUUCUCACUUUGAGCAAAUUGAAUCAUUACUAAACAUGAUUAGUGAAGAUGUUCGCAUUGUAGGACUUUGGGGGAUGGGAGGUAUAGGUAAGACAACUCUUGCUAGAGCUUUCUUUAACUAUAAUUUUUCAAAAUUUGCAGGGUAUUGUAUUAUUGAAGAUAUUAGAGAAACAUGUGAAAAACGUGGACUAAAUGAGUUACGAGAUAAACUUGUUAUUGGAAUAUUGAGAGAUGAGAACUUAAAUGUAGGCACUCCUAAUCUGGGAAUUUCAUUUAUAAGCGAUAGGCUUCGUCGUAAGAAGGUUCUUAUUAUUUUGGAUGAUGUAGAUGAUUCUCAGCAUAUAGAACUUUUAGUUGGACAGCGUGAUUGCCUUGGUCCUGGAAGUAUUGUUAUCAUAACAAGUAGGGACAAACAAGUGCUUAAGAAUGGAGUUGAUAUUAUCUAUGACGUUCCAGAGUUGGAUUACAGUGAAAGUCUCUGUCUUUUUAGCCGAUACGCUUUCAAACAAGAGCUUCCACUAGAAGGUCAAGACAUGAGAUUGUCAAACAGGGCAAUAAAUUAUGCAAAAGGUCAUCCAUUGGCUCUUAAAAUCUUGGGUUCCUAUCUAUGUGAAAGAAGCAAGCAAGAACAGGAAAGUGCAUUGAAAAAAUUAGAGGGAACCCCAUACAUGGCCGUGCAGCAAGUGUUGCGAAUCAGUUAUGAUGGAUUGGACCACCAAGAAAAAAAUUUGUUUCUUAAUAUUGCUUGUUUCUUUAAAGGAGAGAAUGUUGAUGAAGUCAAACACUUCCAUGAUGCUUGCAAUUAUUUUACGGAUAUCGGACUUGCUGUGCUUAUUGACAAAUCUCUUAUAACUAUUCAAAAGGGUCGAGUAAAGAUGCAUGACCUGCUACAAGAAAUGGGUCGACAAAUUGUCCGUGAAGAAUCCAUUGAAGAGCCAGGGGAACGGAGCAGGCUAUGGGAUUGUGACGACAUCUGUCAUGUAUUGACAAAUAACACAGGGACUGUGGCAAUCAAAGGUAUAUCGUUGGACAUGUGUGAACCAAGAUAUUUGAGCAUAAAUCCAGGAGCAUUUCGAAGGAUGCGCAAUCUUGAGUUCCUCAAAAUGAGAGGCCAUUUGUCCACUGUGUACAUUCCUCAAGGCCUUAAUUCUCUUUCUAGCAAGUUAAGAUAUAUGGAAUGGGAACAAUGCCCCUUGAAAUAUUUGCCAACAAAUUUUCGUCCGGAGAAUCUAGUUAGGCUUAUAAUGCCUAACAGCCAUGUUGAACGAUUGUGGAAUGGAAAAAAUCUUGUGCACUUAGAGGUAAUUGAUCUCUCUUCCUCGAAGAAGUUGAUUGAAAUUCCAGACCUCUCACUGGCUACAAAUCUAUACAAACUGAAUCUUGAUGAAUGUUCCCUUAUCAAGGAAUUUCCAGAAGUAUCAUUGGAAAUCCAAUAUUUAAUUUUAUCUGGGACUGCAAUAGAAGAUGUUCCAUCAACAAUCUGCAAUCUCAAAUCUCUAAAAGGGUUGGACCUUGGUGAGUGCAGAAGGCUCAAGAAUCUCCCCACCAGCAUUUAUAAACUGAAACCGUCGUAUUUUGGUAUGCAUUUUCCAUUGAAGAAAAGGGAGCAUCAACAAGAAGUUAGUAUACAUUUGAGGGAGUUAACAGACCUUUUUGUUUGGUUAUCUUCUGUGGAAAUCCUAAAUCUCUCUGGAAACAAUUUUCAGAAAAUACCUGUUGCCAUCAAACAGCUUACUAAUCUCAUAUGUCUUAACCUGAAGGACUGCAAGAGGCUUCAAUCACUGCCUCAGCUUCCUCCACAUUGGCGUAGUGACGAGUUAUUCUGCCUGGUUUUUUGUGUUGUUCUUGAAUGCAACAACUUCCCCAACUACUGCAGUCCCUACUGUGUUAACUAUAAUUGCCACACAAGUAUCAACAGAGCUAGAGGUGAUAGCUACAGUGCCAUUAUUUGUGAGAGGUUUAUUUGGAGAUCUCAAAAAGCUUUUCGGUCAGAUCAAGUCAUUUUAAAUUAUGAUCAAUCAUGGAUAAAUUAUUGGAGAAUGAUACCUGAAGAAGCAGAUGAUGUGGACGAGAUCUCAAUUGAAUUCGAUGUUGAAGAAGAUGCCAGAAACUAUUUUAAGGUCAAAGGGUGUGGGUUCCAUUUACUAUACACUCAUGACAUAGAAAAUAGACAUGAUCAUGAUGGUCAUGUAGUGGUACCGCCUAACUCUCCUUGUUCCCAGUUCUCCUUAAACCAAGAUUGCAUGGAUGAAGAAUCAGCGAUACAAGAUGCUAAAGAUGAUGGAGGCUAUAAUGUGGGUAACCCCGUGGAAGUUUCAUCUCCAGUGAGGAGUAGGAAAACAAAACGGAAGCUGAAGCUGAAGACAUUAGGAAAUUUUAUUAAAUCUCGUUGGUUUCGAGGGAAAUCGACUCAAAAAGAGUUAAGAGAGGCCCCGAGCUUGGUCUAGUUCUCCUCAUGUUUCA